AUGACUUGGGAAGACGUCGUUAGCAAGUUUCACCACAGGCCUCACAGCCCGGCCGUUCAGGAUAUUGCCCCCUCGCUUCCCGCCGGCCGGCCUCUCAGCCCCGCAACGAGCCUCAGCACGGCUCAGCCCGUCUUCACUCACGAUCCUCAAGAGAUGGACGUUGAUGCUGGCUCUGCGCCUAACCACCAUCAUCAGCCUGGCCGACCCCCCCUGAGUGAGGCCCGUAUCCGCACCCCUCUACCCACUGGCCCUAGACUAGAAAAGUCACUAUCCUUGCCGGGCAUUGAGAGUCUCAAAAACGACAUGCAAAAUAACGCUGCGCGCAUGCUCUCUGCCACUACUCGUGGCCGGUACAACUCGGUCCAGGCUCUUUUAUUAUUCUGGCAAGAUGAUGAUGAUGCGCUAUUGGUCCAGAAUGCGGUCAGAGAACUCGCUGACGUCUUUGACAAGUACUAUCAUUAUACGUUUCAAAUCCAGGUUAUCCCUUCCUCUUCAGAGAGCUGUAAAAGCUCCUGGAGAUGGCUGUCGCGAAAACUCAACGACUUUGCUGAGGAGCGCGAUCAGCGUGAUGUUUUGAAGAUUGUCUACUACAUAGGCCACACUUAUCUUGAUGGAAAUCGCGACAUGGUUUUGGCAAGCUCGAAAGAUCCUGAGAGAGCCUCGACUAUUCGUUGGAGCGGUAUGCAGCAGAUUCUCGAGGAGGCGUGCGCGGACACCCUAAUCAUUAUGGAUGCCGCGUAUUUCCCUCCAUCUAGAAUCGUAAGGCAGCAAGGCGUAUUAGAAAUCAUCGCGGCGUCCCUAUCAGAAGACCAUCUCACCGCUCUGGAUCGGUGCGCCUUUACUAGGGCUCUCGCUGACCAGCUACGUACGCGCGCAGCGCGCCAGACGCCGCUUUCUGUAGUCGAACUGCACUCAAUUCUUCUGGCCCUUUACCCUAAGCUGGCCCGGGAUCGGACACCUGAGAGAGAAAUCAUAAUGAGCUUUCCCGCCCCACUGCACACCAUGAUGUCCGGAAAUUCGAGGCUGCCUUCGAUAUUUCUCUCGCCCGUUCAACAGAGCAGCCCUCUACGGAGCAGCUUUUCUUAUGAAAACAGCCCACAACUACACUUGGCUAUCAAACUAAACGACGACAACAUCGACAUUGACAGCUGGAACGAAUGGCUGCGGAUGAUGCCGGAAGGAAUCAAGGACAUCAAGAUUGAUGGUCCGUUUCGGACGACUUUCAGGUAG
This is a messenger RNA of Trichoderma asperellum CBS 433.97, 1230 nucleotides long. RefSeq lists its product as uncharacterized. NCBI's taxonomy places the organism in Eukaryota, Fungi, Ascomycota, Sordariomycetes, Hypocreales, Hypocreaceae. The record is from RefSeq and is a predicted model, not a curated record.